Molecule: messenger RNA, 378 nt
Organism: Beta vulgaris subsp. vulgaris (sugar beet)
Lineage: Eukaryota; Viridiplantae; Streptophyta; Magnoliopsida; Caryophyllales; Amaranthaceae
Exons: 1
Coding region: 1-378 (125 amino acids)
Source: RefSeq, a predicted model, not a curated record
AUGGAUGCAGCUGACUCUCUUGGCACUUAUUUAGGGAUUCCAAUUGAUAUUCAGGGUUCUAAAGUUCAGCAUUUUACGCCAAUUCUAGACAAAGUAUCAAAGACAAUUAGCAGUUGGAAUCAUAUUAACAUCUCUGAGUCUGCCAAGGUCAUCAUCAUAAAUGCCAUCCUGGUUGGUAAAAUCAUUCAUUAUCUGUUAGUGUUCAAGCUUCCCACAAAAAUUACGAACAAACUAGACAGUAUGUUUGCCUUGUUCUUCUGGAAGGAUCGUCAUGGGAAGGGAAUUCACUGGAAAAAUAAAUCUGUUAUUCAACGGCCUAAACACAUGGGGGCCUUGGUAUCCGAAAUGUGGGCAUUCUCAAUAAGGCGCUUCUUAUGA